Messenger RNA from Colletotrichum phormii, 582 nucleotides. RefSeq lists its product as uncharacterized. NCBI's taxonomy places the organism in Eukaryota, Fungi, Ascomycota, Sordariomycetes, Glomerellales, Glomerellaceae. The record is from RefSeq and is a predicted model, not a curated record. The transcript is spliced from 2 exons. Bases 1 to 336 code for a protein of 111 amino acids.
AUGGAGCCGUUUAUCUUUUAUGAAGAGUAUGCACUCGCUAUUUGUAAAACAUGUCAGUUUGCUGUGGUUAGUGACGAGUUAGCCACCCACCUACGGACACGCCACCGCCAUAUCCCACCGUCGACCCGUAGUAGCAUCGUCAAGGCCAUCUCUGGUAUAAUGGGCAUACGUACGAACCAGGCCAGUCUUACGCAGCUGCAGUAUCCCGACCCAUCAACAGCCCCCAUCGACCAUCUUACCGACCCACGCACGGACGGUAUCCAAUAUCACCGAUACUCCUAUAUUUAUCGCCAAACUCAAAGGAUCCAGGAUCACUACCAAAAACAUCACGGGUAGGUAAACGAUUAGAAGAAGGGCGGUAACGUAAGGGCGAGAUCUUAUUAAGAACGUAACAUACCGUAAACGUCCGGGCGUGGCUAACCGCUAGACCAAGCGCCGGAGGCGGUCGCCGAGGAGGUAGCAUCACGGCAGGCCACCAAGCUACUCCGUUAACUACGGCAGAACUAAGCCGAGCAGGUCAAGGCGAGCUAUGACGAUCUUAUCCGUGCUACCAACGACAAGCUCGAGCCGAACCCGUGGCUC